UGAAAACAAGGAAAUAAAAAAAAAAGAGCGAGAGUUGUCAAAGAAAACAGGAAGAGGAGCAUUCAGAGCUUCAGACGCCUGCAGAGAAGAUGGAGAUGAAGAUGAGCUGGGUGUGUUUGGUGCUGGGGCUGGUCCUGCUGAUGACCAUCUCCUCAGAUGCUACCAAUUUUCUUGGUCAUCCUGAUAUCUGCUGUUUCAGCUUCGUCACUUUUAAAAUUCCAGACAAAGAAAUACUAGAAGUUGUAAAAACACAUUCCAGCUGCCCAAGGAAAGGCUAUGUGAUUACAACUCCGAGGGGCAGAUACUGCAAGAAGAACCUGCAGUAAAUCUAGAUCUCAGAGCUGCAGCUUCAACACAGCCCAGACGCAGCAAACAGAGCAGCUAAAAGCUUCACACUCCCCUUUAAUCAUCACUGGAUUUUAUCAGUCAGCACUUUGCUUUUCCAGUAUUAUCAGUGAUGGUUUAACUCUGUGGAAAUAAAACAGUGUAUGAUAAAAAUCUCUGUAGAGAAAAAAAACAUCAUAAAUACAAAUCAGAUUUCAGAUUUCAGAAUGUACUGAUUCUUUUUCAUUGUCAUUAAUGCUUAUUUUAUGCUGUGCAUUCAAAUAAAACAUACACUGCAAACAUU
Messenger RNA from Pygocentrus nattereri (red-bellied piranha), 628 nucleotides. RefSeq names its product C-C motif chemokine 14-like. The record is from RefSeq and is a predicted model, not a curated record. The coding region runs from base 90 to 326 and encodes 78 amino acids. The transcript is spliced from 3 exons. Gene Ontology annotation, biological process: immune response. Gene Ontology annotation, molecular function: chemokine activity. Lineage: Eukaryota; Metazoa; Chordata; Actinopteri; Characiformes; Serrasalmidae. Gene Ontology annotation, cellular component: extracellular region.